Molecule: messenger RNA, 1100 nt
Organism: Drosophila subpulchrella
Lineage: Eukaryota; Metazoa; Arthropoda; Insecta; Diptera; Drosophilidae
Gene: MSBP
Product: membrane-associated progesterone receptor component 1
Exons: 4
Coding region: 269-1027 (252 amino acids)
Cellular component (GO): membrane; endomembrane system
Source: RefSeq, a predicted model, not a curated record
UAAUAAAAGACCUUUAACCUACUAAAAUCAUUGUCACAAUUUUCAUAGGUAGCUCGCAAAUUUGUAAAUACAGUAAGAUCCAAAAGGUCAGUAUUUCUGAGCAAUAGUAAUAUUCAUUUGUGAAAUCAUACUCGUGUAGAGAGGUGUAAAUACAUGAAUAUGAAAAUAAACUUGUUGAAAAGACACGGAUAAAGGGUUGAUGUACAAUAUUGUAAGAAUCAGCGCAUAAAAACAUCACAGGGACAAAAUACAAUUCCCCCAAAACAAUAUGGACUCCAAAAUUGGUGCUGAUCAGGCACAAAAUUCUGUCUAUGACAAGGAAAUCGGAAAUAAUCUGAGUAACGAUGAAUCUUCAUUUCUGGGCAAUAUACUGCGCGAAAUCCUGUACAGUCCAAUGAACUUGGCCCUGUUGGCCAUAAUAUGCUUCUUGGUCUAUAAAAUUGUUCGUGAUCGCACCGAAGUUCCCUCUGUGGGUGUAGCAAAGCCAUCUGAGCCGGAGUUACCUAAAAUUCGCCGUGACUUCACCGUUAAGGAACUGCGCCAGUACGACGGAAAUCAGCCGGAUGGUCGCGUUUUGGUUGCCGUUAAUGGAAGUGUUUACGACGUUAGCAAGGGAAGACGUUUUUAUGGCCCAGGUGGACCCUACGCUACAUUCGCCGGAAGGGAUGCCUCUCGCAACUUGGCCACAUUCAGUGUGGUUUCGAAUGACAAGGAUGAUUACGACGACUUGAGCGACUUAAGUGCCGUGGAAAUGGACUCUGUGCGCGAGUGGGAAAUGCAAUUUAAGGAAAAAUAUGAGCUGGUUGGCAAGCUUUUGCGUAAGGGCGAGGAACCGACCAAUUAUGACGAGGAUGAAGACGAGGAAAAUGUCAACAAUGAGGAUGCAGAUCAAACAAACAGCUUGCGUAAACAACUACCCAAGUCGAAAACUGAGACUGAUGACAAGAAUCAAGAAAGUCACAUUUUGCAAGGCAACAAUGCAACCAAAACCAACGCACAAGAUGAACCAAUUUCUACCGACUGUUAGCGAAUUCAGGUUUUUGUUUGGCUUUUGGAUGUGGCUGUAAUAGUUUAUUUUCGGUUAGAAACACAAAAAAAAA